This is a messenger RNA of Erpetoichthys calabaricus (reedfish), 7021 nucleotides long. It is a transcript of the gene bckdk, whose product is annotated as branched chain ketoacid dehydrogenase kinase. Gene Ontology annotation, cellular component: mitochondrion. Gene Ontology annotation, molecular function: pyruvate dehydrogenase (acetyl-transferring) kinase activity. The transcript is spliced from 11 exons. The coding region runs from base 140 to 1411 and encodes 423 amino acids. Gene Ontology annotation, biological process: protein phosphorylation; regulation of glucose metabolic process. The record is from RefSeq and is a predicted model, not a curated record. Lineage: Eukaryota; Metazoa; Chordata; Cladistia; Polypteriformes; Polypteridae.
UCCACCUCUUUCAAAUGUCAAACGGUUACAACGAAGAAACCAAGAAAUCCUCUGCUGCCGCUGGCGAGAUGGCAGUGCUGAGUGUUUACGUAAACGAAUACUGGACACAAUCAAAGAAGAUACUUUAAAAAAAAAACGCAUGCAUUUGUAUCUCUGGAAUCGCUGGCAGACCUUAAGGAUGCGAUUUAGUGUGCCCAGGCGAGCAGCAGAGGUGCUCGGCUCUGCCUUCGGAAGAGGGACCUGCAGCCAUGUUUCGGCUCGGUUCCGGUCCACAUCGUCCAUGACAGGUUACACAGAGCUGGCCCGGGAGCGCUCUAAAACUGUCACCUCAUUUUACAAUCAGUCUGCUAUAGAUGUAUCCGCUGAAAAGCCUUCUGUUCGCCUCACUCCUACCACUAUGCUGUAUUCUGGGAAGUCGCCAGAUGGGAGCCACAUCCUUAGCAGUGCCAGGUACCUCCAUAUGGAACUACCCGUCAGAAUUGCACAUCGCAUAAAAGGAUUCCGUAGCCUGCCUUUCAUUAUAGGAUGCAAUCCAACAAUACUCCAGGUGCAUGAACUUUACAUUCGGGCCUUCCACAUGUUGUCAGACUUCCCACCUAUUACAGAUCAGGAGACAGAGAUUCGCUACAGCAGAAUGGUCCAGCAACUUUUGGAUGAUCACAAAGAUGUGGUGACUAUGCUGGCUGAAGGAUUCCGUGAGUGCCGCAAGCAUGUUCAGGAUGAAACUCUGAUUCGGAAUUUUUUGGACACAACAUUGACAUCACGUCUGGGAAUCCGAAUGUUAGCAACUCACCACCUAAAACUUCAAGAAAAUAAUCCUGACUUUGUGGGAAUUAUUUGUACACGGCUGUCACCAAAGAAGAUUAUUGAGAAAUGGGUGGACUUUGCUCGGCGGCUCUGUGAACACCAGUAUGGUGGUGCUCCACGAGUUCGAAUUAAUGGUCAUGUGGCAGCUCGCUUUCCUUUCAUUCCAAUGCCAUUAGAUUAUAUCCUACCAGAAUUGCUGAAAAAUGCUAUGAGGGCAACAAUGGAGAGUCACCUUGAUACACCUAACAAUGUUCCAGACCUGGUUGUGACGAUUGCCAACAAUGACAUUGACUUCAUCAUUAGGAUUUCUGACCGUGGAGGAGGAAUCCCUCACAGCAUUGUCGGCAGUGUGCUAGACUAUCACUUUACCACAGCAGAGGAGAGUAAUCAGGAUCCACGGGUCAACAAUUUUUUUGGAAACAUGACCAACAGUAACUUUAAUAAUGGCCCAAUGCAUGGAUUUGGCUUUGGCCUGCCAACAUCGCGAGCAUAUGCAGAAUAUCUUGGUGGCUCACUUACUAUCCAGUCAAUGCAGGGAAUUGGAACAGAUGUCUACUUAAGAUUGCGACAUAUUGACGGCAAGGAGGAAAGCUUUCGCAUCUGAGAAACACAAUAAAGUUCACUACAACUCUAAGGAUGAUGGGAUUUGAGUGUUACAGGUCACAGACAACUGGUAUCGUAGAGAUUAUUUAAGUGGAUUUGCCAGUGGAAGGACUUCAAGAAAACCUCAAGGAAGGUGUGGAUGGAUGCACAAUUUUUUAAAUUAAUUUUUUUAUAUGACUGGCAUGUAGAUGGAUCUUUUUCUCUAUUCUUUAAUGGAUAUAGUAAAGUGCCUUAAAUAUUUUCCAUGUGCUUGUCCACUUCUAGAUCAUUCUGUCCAUGUUUAGUGUAUCUCCUUUGGAUCUCACCGGUCAGACAUCCCACACACAUUCGUUUGAGAUGUUUUUUCUUCAAAAAGAACUUGACAAACAUUUAGAGAAGCUAUUUACUGGAACUUGCAGAAAUGAAAGCAAAACCAUAUUUUAACUACAUUUCAUAAGCACUGGAUGUGAUUCAGACAAAUUAUGACUUUUUAGAGUUCUGUGGGAGAGUAGGCAGUUGCUGCCAAGUGAGUGAAAUAUUUUUGAAAAUAAGAACUGGAACCUAAAAGGUGAAUUCUACUACUUUUUCUAUGUACUACAAAUGCAAGUAUUGCUGAGUAUAAUCCUCUCAAAGAGAGCUCAUUGUUAAUUAAGCAGUGUGCGCCCUCUAACUGCCAAAAAGGGUAUUUAAUAUUUCUGUGUCUAAAUGACAAUAUAUGGAAUGAAUCAGUAAGGCAAAAAGAAACUGUGAGAGCAGUGUCUAGUCACCUAAACCUACCAAUUUAAUUGGAUCUUCAAACUGUUGUUGUUGUACUAACUUUGUAUUUUGUUUAUUUGAAAAUAUAAUGAUUUGACUUAAAAAAAUGAAUCAUGUUUGUAUAUAGAACGAAAAGUGCUAAAUAGAUAUGCUAAUGUUUUUGGUGGUAGUAUGACUGAACAAUCAUGCAAGUAAUGCUUUUAAUCCUGUGGAAAUUGUUCUUUUCUGUUAUAUCUUUGACAUAUUUGAGCACAAAAAUUUGUGUGUUACUUAUUCACUUUAUCACUGGUCCUUUGCAAUUACAUCAGAUUUUCUAAAUUCCCUUUCCUAAGUUUUCUGUCCUUGCUCUUCUUUAUUUGUUUAAAAUUAAGUUUUGCAAUCUGGAUAAUAUGUGAAGUGCAGGUGUAAACAAUUUAAAACUAUAACCGUACCAUUCAGAUUAAUGUGUAGCUAAUAAUUGUCCAAAAUAUUCUCUUACUGUCCUAACUAGUAUUAUAAAUGUCUCAUAUGUCAAGAAGAAACUAACUUUCAGUAGUGUUCAAAGUCAACAAGCUGACGUGAAUUUGCACAUCCCAUAGUAGAGGUUAUCCAAUGUUUAUUCUCUGUGAUUGCUUAAGGCCUCUUUUAUUUCAUAUGGGUAUUAUGUACUUAUCCAUAUUUAUUCACCAUCACUAGCAGGCAAACAAAAGUAAAAGGCCAAAGAGUACUGUUAUGGAAAAAUAACUAAACCCAAGACUGCUUUGAGACCUAAACCUAAUCUGUAUGAUCAUCAGUAUCUGUCACAGCAGUUGCCAAGGUAAGGUCCUCUUCUAAGAGUGUCAAAUAUAAUCUUUAUGUCAUUAUAUGAAAGCGUUACUCCAAAACUUAAGUAUAUAAUGAAAGUUAACCUACCUAAUUCCAAUCUUUUUGUUAAUAGUCAUAACUAACAACUUCUUUGAUCACUCAUUAUUUUUUAUUUUAUUUUUUUAUAGAUGUCUUGCCUUCAUUGUGAAAUGAUAGUUUAUAAAAAUGAUAAAAGUCUAACACAAUGAUGUUUAUACAUUUUUAAUGAGUCUGACAUAGUUGCAAGCCAUUUGUAAGCAAAUUGCCUAAUUUAGCCAUUAACAUGACCAGUUCAAAUACACUGAAUUUAUUAAUGUAAAAGUGACUAGUUAUAGGACAUAAUGAUGAUAGAUGCAAAAUAAUAAAGAAUAACCACCAUUAUGUUCUACAUCAGUCUCACAUAAACUAUCUGGUACUAAGAUGUCUACGAAUCACAUUUACUCAUUUACAAACAAUACUGAUAAGUGUGUUCAUGCGUUUGGAAAUGAUAAACGGAAUGGCAUCCAGUGCAGCCAGUUUUCAUGAAAAUCCAACUGGUGUAGCAAAUGUACAUUAUUCAGUUCAGUUUAUUUUUGUUUUUUUCACUGCACUGUAGAGUAGGCUCAAAGCACUUUAACAUUUUUACUGAAAAAGUAUAAUUACAGACUUUACAUGCUGCACAGUGCACACACAUGAAAAUACAAUAAAACAAAGCAAUUUUAAUUGAUUACCAUGAGAACAUCCUAAACAUAUUAUGUCCAUUAAUAUUAUUGUUAGGAUAUGGCUGGUUGACAAUGGAGGAGGGGAAAAUCAAAAACUCCAGUGAGCAUCAUUCCUAGAGAAAAAUAAACCUCUGGGGGGUUAGUCAGACACAGUCACAGCAAACUGGCUGCCCACUCCUCCAGGUCAGUACACAUUUAUGCUGGGUAGUCUAAUGAUAAGGUAAGAUCCUUUCAUCUUUGGAUUCUAAGGUUCCCUGUAUCUGUGGUGUCUUUCCCAAGGGCUACAUAAGCAUGGAAGUAGAGCACUGACUCUUGAUGAGAAAAAAAACAGAGCAAGGUUAGUAACCAGUCAUAAUUACUGUAUUAUUACUUCGGGGCCCUGUAACUAAAAGUCUGGCCUCCCACUGUUUUAUUAAUCACUGGGAUCUUUAGUAGGAAGGCAUCUAGUCAUUCAAAAGUCAAAGUGAACUUUAUUGUAAUCUCAGCCAUAUACAAGUUUACAAACAGACAAAAUUGCGACGCUCAGGGUCCACAGCGUAACAUGACAUGCAAAUAAUAAAUUAAAAAUAGAAUUAAAAUUUAAAUUUAAAACACAAACAAGACAUUGUCCAAAGACAAGACAAAGAAGUAGCAGCAAUAUUGAUGUGUAAGAUAUGUAAUAUAAUAAAUAAAUAAUAGAUAUAGAUAAUACAGAAAUUAUCAGUGUAUGAUAAUAGUUGUUUAAGACAUGUGUAAACAGUGACAGGUCAGAAUGUUUCACAACAGAAGGAUAAGAAGAGUAUCAAAAUACUUAAAGGUCAGUAUGAGAUUUUCAGUUCUUUUCUACCUGCACACUCGUCUUUGCAGGACAGUGGCUCGCAUGUAUAAAAGUUUUGUUUUUAAAAGUGGUUGAGGCAGUGUGGAAGGUCCCAGGGGACAGCCUGGUAAGGAGUCUAACAGCUUGGGGGUAAAAACUCUCCUGCAGCCUGGAAGAUCUGGCUUUGAUGCUGCAGUAGCUUCUCUUGGAUGGCAGAAGUGUGAAAAGUCCAUGUGAGGGGUAUAAGGUGUCCUGUACAAAGCUGCAGGCCUUGCGGACACUGCAUUUGUAAAAUAUGUCCUGUAGUGAAGGGAGAGGCACCCCAAUAAUUUUCUCUGCUGUCUUCACUAUCCUUUGCAGGCGCUUGCGGUCGGAUAUGUUGCAGUUGCCAUACCAGACCGUGAUGCAGCUGAUCAGAACAGUGUCAAUGGUGCCUCUGUAGAACAUGGUGAGGAUGGAAGGGGGAAGACUUGCUCGCUUCAGUCGCCUCAGGAAGUGUAGUCUCUGCUGGGCUUUCUUGUUUAGUGAUGAAGCGUUAUGUGUCCACGUAAGUUCCUCAGUUAUGUGCACACCGAGGAACUUGGUACUACUAACAGUCUCCACAUCUAAACCGUUGAUGCUGAGUGGGAUGUGGGCAGGACGUGAUUUUCUGAAGUCCACGAUUGUCUCUUUUGUCUUGUCGACAUCGAGAGAUAGAUUGUUGUCUUCACACCAUGCAGACAGCCAUUCCACCUCAUCUCUGUAUGCUGUUUCAUCAUCCCUGCUUAUCAGUCCCAGCACCAUUGUAUAUUCCGCAAACUUGAUGAUGUGGUUGGUGUUGUGCAUGGCUGUGCAGUCGUGAGUCAGCAGGGUGAAGAGCAGUGGACUAAGUACGCAGCUCUGCGGUGCUCCAGUGCUCAGUGUGAUGAUGCUGGAAGUGUUGCAGCCCUUCUGAACUGACUGGGGCCUCUCUGUCAAGAAGUCCAGGAUCCAAUUGCAGAGGGUGGUGUUCAGGCCCAACCUGCUCAGUUUUACAACCAGCUUUUGAGGGAUGAUUGUGUUGAAGGCAGAGCUAAAGUCUAUGAAUAGCAUCCUGACAUAUGUGUCUUUUUUAUCCAGAUGUGUCAGGGAGAGGUGAAGGGCAGAGCAUAUGGCAUCCUCAGUUGACCCGUUUGAGCGGUAUGCAAACUGAAGAGGGUCAAGGGAGGCAGGGAGAUUAGUCUUUGUGUGACGUGACUAACCUUUCGAAACACUUCAUUAUGAUUGGCGUGAGUGCAACUGGUCGGUAGUCAUUCAAGCAUGUCACUGAUGACUUCUUCGGCACUGGUAUGAUCGUGGUCGACUUGAAGCAUGCUGGGACUGACAACUGGCUCAGAGAUGUGUUGAAGAUGUCUGUGAGGACACCAGCCAGUUGACUGGCACAUUCUUUGAGCACACGACCAGGUAUGUUGUCAGGUCCUGCAGCCUUGCGUGGAUUGACUCUGGAUAGAGUCCUCUUCACGUCAGUUAUGGAGAGACAGAGUACCUGGUCAGUGGAGGGAGGUGUUGCUUUUCUCAUAGGCUCUUUGUUCUGCUCCUCAAACCGUGUGAAGAAGUUGUUCAGCUCAUCCGGAAGGGAGGCAUCACCAUCGCUGCUGUGUGGGUUGGGCUUGUGGUUUGUAAUUGUCUGAGCGCCCUGCCAAAUACGACGUGUGUCUCUGGUGCUGCUAAAUUGUUUGUUGAUCCUCUGCGCGUAUGCCCACUUAGCUCUACUUGAAGCGCGAGACAGGUUGGCUCCCAUGGCAACGAUAUUAUUUUAGUAGUAAUUAUGAUUACAUUCCUUUUUGUGAUUAGAAUUUCUGAGCUAGUUUCAAAGUGCUUGAGAUUUCUAAAAAGGAUACUAGUUGUUCCUUGCCUUUUGAUUCACCUAAUGGCAAACAUUUUAGAGGAAGCCUAAAUCCUCCUUUAUUUGCUAAUGCUCAACUAGAAGCCAAACUUAUUCAUCAAUAUUAGAAUUAUAUUUAAAGAAUUGUUCAACCACUUCAGUAAAAUGGGACUUGUUAAGGAACUAAUAUAUAUUUAUAAUUCCAGCAACAGUUCUUUUGCCCUCUUGCCUUAUUGAUUUACAUUUCCACUCUAGUACAGUAGUUUAUGAAUUUACUGUUCAGCUCCUAGGAAUGAAUCUACUGUUCAAACAUUGUACUUUUCUUGCUGUCUGAUGUGCUUUAACAUUAUGAAUGCAUGAGGUCAGCUAUAUACAGUAUGCUGUGUCAGCUGAAUGUUCUCUCAGUGGACAGGAAAAUGGGUCUAUAAAACUGUUUCUCUUUAUAAGAAAUAUAUUAAUGCUGUUCAGUUAGUGGAUUUUUUGAAGUGUUAAGAUAUGUUCUUAGAUUUUUUGUGGUUCUUCUUUAAAUGUUUUAGGAGUGACCCACACCCAUCACCUAAUCUCUCUUGUCUUGCAUUGGUAUAAUAUGGCAGCUUGUUUGGUUAGUUUAGAUAGAUACUUUAUUUGUCUCCAAAGAGAAAUUAAAACUUUACAGACGUUGAAGAAAACUCUAAUUAUUAUUAAACAAACAACUAUAUCCCACACCACUAUCCC